AUGCGGAAAGGAGAUGUAAGAGCCAAUGACCAGAAGAACCAAGCCAUAGCCCUCAUGGAACAGGCCGAGUGUGAUAUCACUCAAGCUUGUGGAUAUGCAGAGUGGACGAAAUUACAACAGGUAUUAGCUCCUCAGUAUCGACUGAAAAUAUUUCAGUUCAAGUCUACUUCGACUAAACUCACCUUAGAGCGCAUCUUCAAAGGCUGGGGAGACGGAACUUGUUUGAACAUUUUGUUAGACGACCAUCAUUACGAUGCCAUCAUAUCCAUGCCGGGAGUAACGGGGAACCAAUAUUACUGUGAUCAUUGCGACGUGGGGUACAUGAAUGUCACAGAACAUCGCUCCAAAUGCCCUCAUCGCUGUACCUUUUGUUUAGGACAUCACCCUAAUUGUCCCGAUGAAGGGAUCAAGAUUAAAUGCCAGGAAUGCCAUGGAAUGUUUAAGAACAGGACCUGCUACGAAAAUCAUUUAAAACCCCAUAGUAAGAAGACCACCACUACUGUCUGCAAUUUAAUGGAACAAUGCGAGAAGUGUCAGUCUUGGAUACCUAAGAAAUUAUUCCCUCAUCACAAGUGCGGAGGACAGAAACAGUGUAAGAUCUGUAAGAAAAUCGUCGAUACCGAUCAUCAGUGCUACGUACAACAGAAGCUUCAGAAGAAGAAGAAGGGGAAAGGGACCUUAGAGUUUUACAUCUAUUUCGAUUUCGAAUGCACUCAGGAAACCGGCAUUCACAUCCCUAAUCUUUUCUUACCGUUUGCAUUAGCCAAGAUGCCCUCCGCUUUCGGAUUCGACGAAUUGAAGAAAGGCUAUUUCCCCCACUUUUUCAAUACGGAACAGAACCAGAAUUACGUAGGACCUUAUCCACCGGCAGCUUUCUACAAACCGGACGAAAUGUCUACCAGUGGACGAAAAGCUUUUUUUGAAUGGUACGACCAACAGAGGGGGAAAGUGUUUGAUUUCCUGAAAGAGUUUGUAGGGUAUUGUGUCUCGGACGUCGACAUUUUACGCCGAUGCUGUGCAAAGUUUAGAGCCACCCUCAAGAGUUUGGUCAAUGUGGACCCUUUCCAGGAAUCCAUCACUUUUGCCAGUGCUGCUAAUUUAGCCUACCGUCGACAAUUCAUGCCUGAAGACACCAUUGCCAUCAUUCCGAACCUCGGGUAUCAACCGGCACGACAAUAUUCUGCUAAAGCCUUUCGGUGGCUCACCUGGAUGAGUCAACAGACUGGAUGUCACAUACAACAUGCCAGAAACGGAGGCGAAGUCCAGAUCGGAAAUUAUACCGUCGACGGAUACCAGGAAGCGACUCGCACCGUCUACGAAUUUUACGGGUGCUAUUGGCACGGAUGCCCCACCUGCUAUCCCAGUUUACAAACCGAAACUCAUCCUCAUCGGACCCAAUUUACUUACCAGCAAUUACACGAAGAAACCCUCAGAAGGACUGGCGAUUUAGAAGACAUGGGGUAUACCGUUCGUGAUAUCUGCGAGCACGAUUUCGAUCAGCAAGUGCAAAAAGAUGAGAGUUUACAGCAAUUUGUAGGAAACCUGGACAUUCCGGAUCCUUUGAAACCUCGAGAAACCCUGUACGGAGGUCGGACCAAUGCUACCCGAUUAUAUUGUGAGGAAGGGGACAUGAGAUACGUGGACGUCUGUUCCCUAUACCCUUACGUGUUGAAACACAGACCAUUUCCCGUAGGGCAUCCCGAGAUCAUCACAGACGAGUUCCAGGACGUGAGAAAUUAUUUCGGUCUCAUUCACUGUCGGGUCUUACCUCCCCGAGACCUCUAUCACCCCGUAUUACCUUAUCGGACGGGAGGCAAGUUAUUAUUUCCCUUAUGUCGCACGUGUGCCGAACGACAGGACUCUACGUCUCAAGAUCGAUGUCCACACACCGACCAGGAACGUAGUCUCACAGGUACUUGGGUGACGACCGAAUUACAUAAAGCCCUAGACAUGGGAUAUACCUUAGAUCGAAUCUACGAAGUAUGGCAUUUUAAAGAAAGCAGUCAGGAUUUAUUCAGAUCUUACAUCGAUACCUUCCUCAAGAUCAAACAGGAAGCGUCCGGAUUUCCCCCCGACUGUAAGACCUCAGAACAAGAACAAGAUUACAUAUAUCAAGUCUUCGACAAAACAGGCAUCCGAAUGGACAUUCUCAGUAUCGAGAAGAAUCCAGUGAGAAGAACCAUUGCUAAACUCUUUUUAAAUUGUCUGUGGGGAAAAUUUGCUCAACGGUUGUUAUUACCCAAAACCAGAUACUUGGACGAAGAAGAGGAAUUACAGCAACUCUUACAAGAUUCGACUCUCGACAUCAAGGGCGUGCAACUCUUAGUCAAUAAAGAGAACCCCAAUGAAGACAAGAUGCUAGUGAAUUAUCAAGACAAACAGGAAUUCGUCGAAGAAUGUCCCUUUGGAAACGUGGUCCUGGCUUGUUUUACUACCGCGCAUGCCCGCUUACACUUCUACGAGACUUUACAACCUUUAGGAGAUCGGGUCCUUUAUUUCGAUACGGACAGUAUCAUUUACCAACAUCGGGAAGGAGCCUUUAAUCCUACCUUGGGUCAUAGUUUAGGAGAAUGGACCGACGAAUUAGACGGGGAUCACAUCACCAAAUUCAUGUCGGCAGGUCCUAAAAAUUAUGGUUUUCGGACGGACAAAGGAACCGAGACCCUUAAAUGCAAAGGAAUCACUCUCAACCAUCGUACCUCCCAGAUCGUGUGCCCAGAGACUUUAGAAAAAAUGCUCAAAGGAGAAAUAGAGGAAGUCACAGUCCCUUAUCCCGACAAAAUCCAGAGGACUCGUGAUCAUGAGCUCGUGAACAAACCAUUAGAGAAAAAGUAUAGAAUUGUAUAUGAUAAGAGACAAUUGUUACCUUCUUAUAACACUUUACCUUAUGGUUAUUGA
This is a messenger RNA of Saccostrea cuccullata (small rock oyster), 2898 nucleotides long. RefSeq lists its product as uncharacterized. Gene Ontology annotation, molecular function: DNA-directed DNA polymerase activity; DNA binding; nucleotide binding. The record is from RefSeq and is a predicted model, not a curated record. The coding region runs from base 1 to 2898 and encodes 965 amino acids. NCBI's taxonomy places the organism in Eukaryota, Metazoa, Mollusca, Bivalvia, Ostreida, Ostreidae. Gene Ontology annotation, biological process: DNA replication. The transcript is spliced from 2 exons.